Molecule: messenger RNA, 1221 nt
Organism: Annulohypoxylon maeteangense
Lineage: Eukaryota; Fungi; Ascomycota; Sordariomycetes; Xylariales; Hypoxylaceae
Product: mannose-P-dolichol utilization defect 1 protein
Exons: 2
Coding region: 221-1102 (293 amino acids)
Source: RefSeq, a predicted model, not a curated record
AUUUUCUAGGGAUUUCUACUUGCAUAAGGUCUGAAUUCUAUUUUUUUUGUGUCAGCCUCGCCAACUCACCUUCUUUGCACAAGACUAAACGUGGCCUUAGUUUAUCUAUGUACUUAUUCCUGGGUAUUUGAUACUCGUCUGAUCCUAGGAAAGGUGAUAGAUAAUAUAUCUGCAUAGCUGGAUAGCUGGAUAUCGUGGUCUAGCUAAAAGAUCAUCCGUCAUGGAAGUCCUACGAGACGCUCUGCAGCCUUUGCGGCCUAUUACGAAUGCUCUACCUACCCCCAUCCGCGAUCUCGGAGUGUCUAUCAUCGGAGACACAUGCUACAAGACUUUGAUCCUUGAACUUGACCCCACCGAUCCCGAAUGCCUCAAAUUUGCUAUCUCCAAGGGCCUCGGUAUCGGCAUCAUCGGCGCGUCGUCUAUCGUUAAGGUCCCUCAGAUCAUCAAGCUCCUACAGUCGCAAUCCUCAUCCGGCAUCAGUUUCUUGUCCUAUCUUCUCGAAACCUCAUCCUACCUUAUCUCCCUCGCUUAUAACUUCCGCAACGAAUUUCCCUUCAGCACCUACGGCGAGACCGCUCUGAUUCUGGGACAAAAUGUGAUCAUCACCGUGCUGGUUCUGAACUAUAGCGGCAGGGUUAGCAUGGCGGCUUUGUUUGUUGCGGCUCUCGCGACGAGCGUUGUUACGCUGUUCAACGGUGGAAUACUCGAUAUGCAGACCCUAGGCUACUUGCAGGCUGGCGCGGGCGUGUUGGGCGUCGCCAGUAAGAUACCUCAAAUCGCGGCCAUCUAUCAGCAGGGCGGAACAGGUCAGCUGAGCGCAUUCACGGUCUUCAACUAUCUAGCCGGCUCGCUCUCUCGAAUCUUCACGACGCUGCAAGAGGUGGAUGAUAAGCUGAUCCUGUACGGUUUCGUCGCUGGCUUUGCGUUGAACUUGGUCUUGGCUGCGCAGAUGGUAUACUAUUGGAACGCACCUUCGGCCAAGGCUAGGGGAAAGAUGAAGGAGGCCGCCCCGGUUCCAGUCGCUGCCAGUCAGAGUCAGAGCUCUGCUGUGUCUUCGGCCACUCCCAAAAGUAAGGGACCCUCGACGAGGCGCAGGGGCUAAAAAAUCUCCCGCCACGCCUUGAGGAAGCCUCGUGGAGCAAGAUCUCAUUUUAUUAGACACCAACUGCUGUAAUACAAUUUACGUUAUACCGCGGUAUUUUACUCGCUCUACCAUUCCCG